ACGUAUCCGUACAGCAUCAAAAGUGCUUCGACUAGUACCACCCGCAUUCUCAUCUUUGCUCUGAUUUCUACUCCAGACAACACCUGGCGAACCUCUCGAGUCACAGAGCGAGGUUGGGAACGUGCUGCCGGAACUUGCUCGGGUCGAACAGUGCUCGUUGGGCAGUUUGCGACCGAUGCUGAAGACAUGGUGCGCCCGAAUGCCAUGCCGCGACGCCAAUUCAAUACAGAUGACUAUCAUGCAGCCGUGUCGCAGAUCAUUUUGUCAUCAUCCGACCACGAUUUCUUCGACCAAUUGAUCCCUACACUGAAGGAGGCUACAACGUCGAACCGCACGACCUCGCUGGUCAGUAGCUUUAGUCGUUAUGCCGAUGACCGCGAAGCCGAUAUCGAAAGGAUUGGAUCAACCAAACACGAAGAAUUCCUGGAUUCUGUCACGCGACUGCAACAUGUACGAGAAGGAACAGUGAGCCUAACGGGCGAAAUUCUGCAACUCAACCAAUCCAUUCAAGCAAGUACAGAGAAGCUUGCCGAACAGAAGAGUGCCCUCGUCAAUACGAAAGCGAUCAGACAGAACGUUGCCGAUGCCUCGAGUGCAUUGGGCGACUCUUUGAGAAUACUUCAUGCAGUCAAUCAUGCUCACGAUCUUGUCAGGCGUAGGAAAUAUUAUCUGGCACUGAAGUCCCUUGAGGACUUGCAGAAUGAGCACCUUGUGCCUAUCCUACAAAAUCGUUACGCGACCCAGCACCGACUAGCAAGUCUCAUCCAGAAGUCGAUACCAGCAUCUCAAAAGUCUAUUUCAGAAGCAGUCAUGAAUGACUUGAACACUUGGCUAUAUCAUAUUCGAGAAACCUCGCAAUUCCUCGGCGAAGUAGCUUUUUACCACACCGAAAUGCGUCGGACUCGACAGAAAAAACGUAUCGAAGAGGAUCCUUUCUUGGGAAAAUUCAAGCUGAAUUCUGCCAUCGAGUUAGUUUGCGAUGAAAGUGAGGAAUUUGACGUCUUGAGCAACGAAGAGCUCCAAGUCGACUUCACACCCUUAUAUGAAGCUCUACAUAUUCAUGAAGCCCUCGGUCAACCCGACAAAUUUCGGAUUGAGUACUCCGCCACACGCCGACAGCAAAAGGACCUCUUGAUGCCGAGCACUGUGACUUUGGCGGCCGAAGAUGAGUCCUCACUCAGCAGCCUUCUCGAAGGCAUCGCCGGCUUCGCCAUUGUCGAGAGAGCGACGACUCUUCGCAUACCUCAGUUGAGAUCUCCGGCAGAGGUUGAGGAGCUAUGGGAGUCCAUGUGCACUACUGCGGUGAACCUCACUGCGAAAGCCCUUUAUGAUGUCAACAAUGCCGAAGUGCUUCUCAAAAUCAAGACAUUCAUAAUCAUGUUCAUACAAACUAUGGAGGGCUGGGGCUACUCUGUGUCUACUCUGGAUGCAUUUCUGCUCAAGUUGUUUGACAAAUACGCAGAGUUACUGAAGCGCAGGUUUAGCGACGAUUUCCAGGAAAUUGUCUUCACUGAUGAUUACAUGCCCAUGGCUAUCAACACAAAGGAAGAAUACGAGAAAGUUGUCAACGUGAGCUGGUACUCACCAGACAAGUCGACGGAUGAAUUGACCUUUCCUUGCGUCCUCCCCUUCUCCCAAAUGUACCCGCUUUGCUGCAUCGACAUCAGGAACUUCCUCAAUCAAUUCUACUUCUUUUCGGACGACCAUUUCCAGCAUCCUGAUGUGAUCGACGAGACCUUGAAGCGAUCACUCGAUGAAUUGUUGACCGAAAAAGUCUGUCAAUCAUUGGUGGACCGAUUGAGCUCGCAUUACCUCGGCCAGAUUGUCCAGAUUCUCAUCAAUUUGGAACAUUUUGAAAAGGCUUGCUAUGAUCUUGAGCAACUACUGAUCGAGGCGAGGUCCUCCACUUCAGCUGGCGGACCUCUAAAACUCAAUGCGACCGCGCAGUUCCGUAACAACAAGAAAACUGCCGAAAAAAGGAUCUUUGAGGUCGUGAAUUCCAAGAUUGACGAUCUCGUUGAUACGGCUGAAUAUGAUUGGACUCCUAGUGCUGUUGUUGCGGAACCAAGUAAUUACAUGCAUACCUUGACGCACUAUCUUUCCAAUAUCAUGAACUCGACAUUGUUGGGGCUUCCGACGGAGAUCAAGGAGCUGAUCUAUUUCGAUGCUUUGAGUCACGCGGCUGAUAAGAUACUUGCUCUUCCGCUGUCUCCAGACGUAAAGCAUAUCAAUCCUCAUGGCAUUGCAGCUUUAGCCCAGGACGUGCUGUACCUGACGGAAUUCGUGGACAGUCUCGAUAAUGGGCAAAUGCUUCGCCAAAACUUGGACGAACUCCAGCAAACCGUUGCACUACUGCAGUCCGAAAAUCACGACGAGUUCUUCGACAUUUCGACAAGGAAUAAGAAAUAUGGGCGGGUAGACGCAAUUAAUGGCCCUCUGCUGCUCGAGAAGAUGCUUCAUAGGCUCGUACCUAUCACACAAAAUUCUACGAAGAGCGCGCCACUUGCGAACUUCUCAUCGCGCUUCGGAAUGAUGAAGUAG
Messenger RNA from Emericellopsis atlantica, 2541 nucleotides. RefSeq names its product exocyst complex subunit Sec15-like-domain-containing protein. The transcript has 10 exons. NCBI's taxonomy places the organism in Eukaryota, Fungi, Ascomycota, Sordariomycetes, Hypocreales, Bionectriaceae. Gene Ontology annotation, cellular component: membrane; exocyst. The record is from RefSeq and is a predicted model, not a curated record. Gene Ontology annotation, biological process: exocytosis; intracellular protein transport; Golgi to plasma membrane transport. Bases 187 to 2541 code for a protein of 784 amino acids.